CAUCGUGAAAGGCUGCAUGACCCUUACAAAACACAGAAGUGGACGAAAUCACGGUCCGGGCGUCUGAGAGUCGAAAAAUUCUACCAUUAUGACGCUUUUAUGCGUGUUUUCAUUGGUCACCUUGUUGGCGUAAGGGACUCAACUGCCCCUAUAGGGAACGAUUUAUGGCCGGGGUGCGGACCCUGCAGUUAAGUGGUGGGUGCUCAAAUAAUGAUCGCGACGUAAUGACGAUUUACGGCCGGUGACGAAAUGAGGAACCUUAACCUUACGCUGCCAUGGAAAGAAGAAAGGUCAACGAUGCCACUGAAUAUUAUUGCGUACAGGAACCACCAAUAUUUGGGCUUUCGUCUAACCAGACGAUGAGGACUCUACUCCCAUUGAGAAACCAUCACUAUUCUAUACACCAAUGACAAGUUUUCAGCUUCAGAUCUAAGCGUAAACGUUUCUCUGUGCCCUUAAUUCCCUCUUCUUAUAGAGUAAAUAUUAUUAUUGCCCCCUUUUGUUUAAAUUCUUGAUGCCAUGGAGUGUAAUUGUUUUGGUCUUCUAGACUGAUUUUUCUCUUUAAUUCUUAUUUUUUGUUAUUUUGAUUGUUUCCUUUGAUGGGUGAGGAAGAAAUGGUUGGUAUUGUCAAGGAUGCAGAUGCUAAAACAAAAUCAAAGUUGACCCUUCUACCAUUAAUAGCUCUCAUCUUCUAUGAAGUCUCUGGAGGACCCUUUGGGGUUGAAGAUUCUGUUAGGGCCGGAGGUCCCCUUCUAUCCUUGCUUGGUUUCUUAAUUUUCCCACUGUUCUGGAGCAUCCCGGAAGCUUUAAUUACCGCUGAGCUUGCAACCAGUUUCCCUGAAAAUGGUGGAUAUGUUCUUUGGGUGUCUGCAGCUUUUGGACCCUUCUGGGGUUUCCAAGAAGGUUUUUGGAAAUGGUUCAGUGGGGUCAUGGACAAUGCUCUUUACCCUGUUUUGUUUCUGGAUUACUUGAAACACUCUUUUCCAAUCUUCAAUCGGUUGAUUGCUCGAAUACCUACUCUCUUGGGAAUUACGGUUUCUUUGACAUAUUUGAAUUAUAGAGGUCUGCACAUUGUGGGGUUUUCUGCUGUCGCCCUUGCCAUCUUUUCACUUUUCCCCUUCUUAGUCAUGGGUCUUCUCUCCAUUCCCAGGAUAAGGCCUAAACAGUGGUUAGUGGUAGAUUUAGGAAAGGUGGAUUGGAGGGGAUACUUUAAUAGUAUGUUUUGGAAUUUGAAUUACUGGGAUAAAGCUAGUACCUUAGCAGGAGAGAUUGAGAACCCGAGCCGCACUUUCCCCAAGGCCCUGCUGGGAGCUGUGGUUUUGGUUGUUUCUUCAUACUUGAUUCCACUCCUUGCGGGUACAGGAGCUUUGGAUUCUGCACAGAGUGAGUGGAGCGAUGGAUACUUUGCAGAGGUGGGGAUGCUGAUAGGAGGGUUGUGGCUUAAGUGGUGGAUCCAAGCAGCGGCUGCAAUGUCUAACAUGGGGUUGUUUGAGGCUGAGAUGAGUAGUGAUGCCUUCCAACUUCUUGGGAUGAGUGAGAUGGGGAUGCUUCCUGUUUUUUUCGCUUCAAGAUCAAAAUAUGGGACACCAACUAUUAGCAUCCUGUGCUCUGCAACUGGGGUUGUAUUCUUGUCAUGGAUGAGCUUCCAGGAGAUCGUGGAAUUUCUUAAUUUUCUCUAUUCUAUAGGAAUGCUUCUCGAAUUUGCAGCUUUCAUCAGGUUGAGAAUAAAGAAACCAGAUCUUCACCGACCAUACAUGGUUCCCUUUAAUACAUUUGGGGUGACAGUUCUUUGCCUGCCACCAGCAUUGUUGCUUGUUCUUGUUAUGUGUCUAGCUUCAAUCAAGACUUUUUUAGUAAGUGGCAGCGUAAUCAUACUUGGGGUCUUUCUGUACCACACUAUAGCACAUUUGAAGGAGAAGAAGUGGACCCAUUUUGACACAUCACCAGCUGUGCCGUCUGAUAAUGUUUUAGAUGAAGUUCCUGUUUUGUCCCAACCGCAUCAGGAAAAUGUAGAUGAGUCUUCAAUAAGCCUUUUAUCAGAAUUUCCAUCCACUAAGAUAGGACAACAAUCUUCUGAAAUCAUGCUUGAGCAUGUUUUAAAAUUGGAAUAGAAAAGUAUUAUUAUUCCUGUGCUAGUCAGAUAAAUGUAUUAAUAUUAUAACUGUUCUUUUCAGAAUUCUAUGGUUAUAUCUUGAAGAAAAUAUGCUUUCUGUGUAA
Macadamia integrifolia is the source of this 2217-nucleotide messenger RNA. Its product is annotated as probable polyamine transporter At3g19553. The record is from RefSeq and is a predicted model, not a curated record. The transcript has 2 exons. NCBI's taxonomy places the organism in Eukaryota, Viridiplantae, Streptophyta, Magnoliopsida, Proteales, Proteaceae. Gene Ontology annotation, molecular function: transmembrane transporter activity. Gene Ontology annotation, biological process: transmembrane transport. The coding region runs from base 600 to 2111 and encodes 503 amino acids. Gene Ontology annotation, cellular component: membrane.